This is a messenger RNA of Herpailurus yagouaroundi (jaguarundi), 4423 nucleotides long. It is a transcript of the gene NLRC3, whose product is annotated as NLR family CARD domain containing 3. Bases 1215 to 4397 code for a protein of 1060 amino acids. Gene Ontology annotation, molecular function: protein binding. The record is from RefSeq and is a predicted model, not a curated record. NCBI's taxonomy places the organism in Eukaryota, Metazoa, Chordata, Mammalia, Carnivora, Felidae. The transcript has 20 exons.
CCCACCACCUUCCUGCUCUGCAACCACUCAUGGCUCCCGAUUGGCGUGCUCAGGAAACCUGAGGCGCAGGUCACUCGGCUCCCACCUGGCCACCUGCUUCUCUCCACGGCCCCGCGUUGACCUGCUCCCUGACACUGGAGGCUGUCCUGCACCUGUCCCCUGCUGUAGCGUUUCUCCUGUUGUUCACUCUGGGCAUGUCCUGCCCCCUCGUCCCUUCUUGGUCACUGCAGCCCACCUGCAGGCGCCCCGGUGAACUGCCACACUCUGCUGUCUCAGGGUGCGGCUCACCUCCUUAGGGACCACAUCGCAGGGUACAGCUGGGUUGCAGGGGCCUGCUGGGCGUUAGAAGGAAGCAAGGGGGGCCGAACAGGCCAACGAGGGCCACAGCCGGAUCAGAGCACGCCAGCCCAAGUGAGAGGAUUCCGUUCCAGCCGGAGAAGCCAGCUCCCUGCUGUGUGGCCUUGGGCAAGUCACCGAACGUCCCGCAGCUCGCCUGGCUUCCCUCCCACCCCGCAAAAAGCUUGUGGUGAGUCCCUUCCCUGUGGCCUUGGCUGGACAUCUCUCCUGAACAUCAAACAGACCUGCAGGUCCCGGCGGGACCCCUGCCUCUCUGAAUUACAGGGUGGUGACAAAGCCGAGCCGGGGCAGCCGCGGCUCAUUGAUUUGUGUGAGAAGCUGUUGGCUUUUGAAAUGAGACAGGAAAGAGGGUUGAGGCGGAGCCCUGCACAGGAAGAGGUGAGGAGCCCAGCUGCCGUGACAGCCGGUGGGCUUGGGGGACUGCAGGAGCCGGCAGGCCGGAGCCCCCCUGACCUGUGCAGUCAGUGCCUCCCCAUCCCUUCCAACAGGGCUUUGCUCCCGCCCCGCACAGAUCCCGAGGGCUCGGGGCCCAGCUGACCGGCCACAGAGAAUCUCAGGACAUCCUCGCCACCACGCAGCUGCCUCUGUCCCCUGGAGCAGGGCUGAGCCCGGGAGCACCAGGAUGGAGAACCCUCGGCCCCCCAGUCUCGGCAUCCCUAGGGAAAUGAGGUCUGGGAGACCCCUGGGCGAGGGAUGGCCGACCCCCACCCCCUGAGUUCGUGGGGCCCUGCCGGAGGAGCUGCUGUGGGCCGGACACCCCGCCCGCUGCAGGUCACAAAUGAGGACAGCACAGCACGAGGAGCUCAGGCGGCCUGCCCGGUGCCACACAGCCACUGCUGGCGGCCAUCGCGGACCCCAUGAGGAAGCAGGAGGUGCGGACCGGCGGGGAGGCAGGCCAGGGCCGAGGCCCCGGCUCCCCGGCUGGGCAAGUGAAAGCCCUCGUGGACCUGCUGGCCGGGAAGAGCAGUCAGGGCUCCCAGGCCCCAGAGCCCCUGGACAGGGUGCCACAGGCCCCCCUAGGGCCUCACGGUGACGACUCGAGGAUACAGAAGUGCCGGGAGGCUCUGCUGAACAGGGCGAGAGGCGGCCCCCCGCCCAGGCUGACCAGCCUCCUGCUGCUGGAGGGGCUGACAGACCUACAGCUGAGGGAACAUGACUUCACACAGGUGGAGACCACGCGUGGGGCCUGGCACCCGGCCAGGAGCCUCACCCUGGACAGACUCUUCCUGCCUCUGUCUCGGGUGUCUAUCCCCCCCCGAAUCUCCAUCACCAUCGGGGUAGCUGGCGUGGGCAAGACCACCCUGGUGAGGAACUUUGUCCAGCUCUGGGCCCGGGGACAGGUCGCCAAGGACUUCUCCCUGGUGCUCCCCUUGACCUUCCGAGAUCUCAACACCCACGAGAAGCUGUCUGCGGACAGACUAGUCCGCUCCGUCUUCUCGCACAUCGGGGAGUCCGGCCCGGCGGCGGCAGCCCCACCCAAAACCCUCCUGAUCCUGGAUGGCCUGGACGAGUGUAAGACGCCUCUGGACUUCUCAAACACCGUGGCCUGCACGGACCCCAAGAAGGAGAUCCAGGUGGACCAUCUGAUCACCAACAUCAUCCGGGGCAACCUAUUCCCAGAAGUCUCUGUCUGGGUCACUUCCCGCCCCAGUGUGGCCGGCCAGAUCCCGGGGGGCCUGGUAGACCGGAUGACAGAGAUCCGGGGCUUUGACGAGGAGGAGAUCAAGGCGUGUUUGGAGGAGAUGUUCCCCGAGGACCACACCCUCUCCGACUGGGUCCUGAGGCAGGUGCGGGCGGACAGGGCCCUGUACCUGAUGUGCACGGUCCCAGCCUUCUGCCGGAUUGCGGGGUCGGCCCUGGGUCACCUGCGCCACAGCGGGCCGGGGCCCCAGGACGCCGGGCAGCAGGCUCCGAGGACCCUGUGCGAGCUCUACUCUUGGUACUUCAGGAUGGCCCUCGGCGGGGACGGGCAGGAGAAGGGCAAGGAGAGCCCUCGCAUCGAGCAGGUGGCCCACAGCUGCCGCAAGAUGGUAGGCACUCUGGGGCGGCUGGCCUUCCACGGGCUGGUCAGGAAGAAGUACGUGUUCUACGAGCAGGACCUGAAGGCGUUUGGCGUGGAUCUCGCUCUGCUGCAGAGCGGCCUGUGCAGCCGCUUCCUGCAGCGGGAAGAGACGCUGGCCGCGUCGACGGCCUACUGCUUCACGCACCUGUCCCUGCAGGAGUUUGUGGCGGCCGUGUAUUACUACGCUGCCUCCAGGCGGGCUAUCUUCGACCUCUUCGCCGAGGGUGGCGUGUCCUGGCCCCGCCUCGGCUUCCUCACACACUUCAGGAGCGCGGCCCAGCGGGCCAUGCAGGCCGAGGACGGGCGGCUGGAUGUGUUCCUGCGCUUCCUCUCAGGACUCCUCUCCCCCGGUGUCAACGCCCUGCUGGCAGGCUCCCUGCUGGUGCAGGGGGAGCACCAGGGCUACGGGGCCCAGGCGGCCGAGCUCCUGCAGGGCUGCCUGCGCCCCGACGUGGCGGUGUGCGCCCGGGCCGUCAACGUCCUGCACUGCCUGCAUGAGCUGCGGCACACGGAGCUGGCCCGCAGCGUGGAGGAGGCCAUGCAGAGCGGCAGCCUGGCGGGGCUGACCGGCCCCCGGCACCACGCGGCCCUGGCCUACCUCCUGCAGGUGUCAGACGCCUGCGUCCAGGAAGCCAACCUGUCCCUGUGCCUCAGCAAGGGAGUCCUCCAGAGCCUGCUGCCCCAGCUGCUCUACUGCCGGAGCCUGAGGCUGGACAACAACCAGUUCCAGGACCCCGUGAUGGAGCUGCUGGGCAGCGUGCUGAGCGGGAAGGACUGUCGCAUUCAGAGGAUCAGCUUGGCUGAGAACCAGAUCAGUAACAAAGGGGCCAAAGCUCUGGCCAGAUCCCUCCUGGUCAACAGAAGUCUGACUGCUCUGGACCUCCGCAGUAACUCCAUCGGACCUCAAGGGGCCAAGGCUCUGGCAGAUGCUCUGAAGAUUAACCGCACUCUGGCCUUUUUGAGCCUCCAGAACAAUGCCAUCAGGGAUAACGGUGCCAGGUUUGUGGCUGAGGCCUUGGCCGCCAACCGGACCCUCUCUGUGCUACACCUGCAGAAGAAUACCAUCGGGCCUCUGGGAGCCCAGCAGACGGCAGAUGCCCUGAAGCAGAACAGGAGUCUGAAGGAGCUCAUAUUCUCCAGUAACAGCAUUGGUGAUAAAGGUGCCGAGGCCCUGGCUAAGGCCCUGAAGGUGAACCAGGGCCUGGAGAGCCUGGACCUGCAGAGCAAUUCCAUCAGUGAUGCAGGUGUGGCGGCGCUGAUGGGGGCCCUCUGCACCAACCAGACCCUCAUCAGCCUCAACCUGCGAGAAAACUCCAUCAGCUCAGAGGGAGCCCGGGACCUGGCUCAAGCUCUCUGCAGCAACAGCACCCUGAAAAAUCUGGACCUGACAGCCAACCUCCUCCACGACCAGGGCGCCCAGGCCAUCGCACUGGCAGUGAGAGAAAACCGGGCCCUCACAUCCCUCCACCUGCAGUGGAACUUCAUCCAGGCCGGUGCGGCCAAGGCCCUGGGACAAGCACUACAACUCAACCGGAGCCUGACCAGCCUCGAUUUGCAGGAGAACGCCAUCGGGGACGAGGGCGCCUCCGCACUGGCCAGCGCACUAAAGGCCAACACGGCCCUCACCGCUCUCUAUCUGCAGGUGGCCUCCAUUGGUGCCCGGGGGGCCCAGGCGCUAGGGGAUGCCCUGGCUGUGAACAGGACCUUGGAGAUUCUCGACUUAAGAGGAAAUGCCAUCGGGGUGGCCGGAGCCAAAGCCCUGGCAAAUGCUCUGAAGGUCAACUCAAGUCUCCGAAGACUCAAUCUUCAAGAGAAUUCCUUGGGGAUGGAUGGGGUGAUCUGCGUUGCCACGGCACUCUCUGGGAACCACGGCCUCCAGCACAUCAACCUCCAGGGAAAUCACAUUGGGGAGUCUGGCGCCAGGAUGAUCUCGGAGGCUAUCAAGACCAACGCUCCUUCGUGCACUGUUGAAAUGUGAGCGCAAACAUGCCUGGUGGAUCAGGC